Molecule: messenger RNA, 666 nt
Organism: Notothenia coriiceps (black rockcod)
Lineage: Eukaryota; Metazoa; Chordata; Actinopteri; Perciformes; Nototheniidae
Product: equilibrative nucleoside transporter 2-like
Exons: 6
Coding region: 128-388 (86 amino acids)
Biological process (GO): guanine transport; uridine transmembrane transport; adenine transport
Cellular component (GO): plasma membrane; basolateral plasma membrane
Molecular function (GO): nucleoside transmembrane transporter activity
Source: RefSeq, a predicted model, not a curated record
ACAAGCAAGAACCGCGCGCCUCCAGAAGCUCACAGAACCACCGGGAGACCCAAAGAGACACAAGGACCCGGUCCAGACCCUCAGGCUUCUCUUGACUUUAGUGCAGGAACGUGACAGAAGCAACAGGAUGACGAUGAGUCCCCCCGCAGAUCGCUGCCAGGCUGUAGGCCUCAUCAUCUUCGUGCUCGGUUUGGGAACUCUGCUGCCGUGGAACUUCUUCCUGACGGCCUCAGAGUACUUCAACCAUCGCCUCGAAUCAAACAUCACCUCCAAUGGCUCCUCAGGCAUCGCUGCUAAAGACUACAACUACGACAGCUGGAUGACCUUGCUCUCCCAGCUUCCCCUGCUGCUGUUCACGCUGCUCAACUCCUUCCUGCAUCACUGGUGAAACCUCGUAUCCGUGUCGCCUUCAGUUUCGUCGUCAUCUUCCUCUCUCUCUCCCUCAACGCGCUCUGGUUCGAGCUCCCGAUGGCAGCCGGACACCUUCUUCCUCCGGUCACCCAUUGGCCACCAUCUGGUUCAUCAAACAUGGCUAGUUGCGGUGGCUGCAGGCUCUCUGUUCGGGUGGUGGGUCGGUUCCCCCCUCGGUACCAGCACAUCUGUUUAUGAGCUGUCAGGCGUCUGGCCGGACUCUUCGCUGCUCUCGCCAUGCUCUUCUCCAUCUUA